Molecule: messenger RNA, 4063 nt
Organism: Poeciliopsis prolifica (blackstripe livebearer)
Lineage: Eukaryota; Metazoa; Chordata; Actinopteri; Cyprinodontiformes; Poeciliidae
Gene: igf2bp1
Product: insulin-like growth factor 2 mRNA binding protein 1
Exons: 15
Coding region: 565-2370 (601 amino acids)
Biological process (GO): regulation of gene expression; nervous system development
Cellular component (GO): cytosol; nucleus; cytoplasm
Molecular function (GO): mRNA 3'-UTR binding
Source: RefSeq, a predicted model, not a curated record
AGAAAGACAGGGGUAGAAAGGAGAGAGAGAGAAAGGAAAACACAAGCCUACUCCCGAUUUGAUCUGGUCCCGCCAGAGUUUCCCCCACUCUUCCAGCACAGACCCAUCAUCCACCCAUCAGCUCCAACCCCCUGUGAUCCACAGUCCGUGGAGAGCCCGCAGGCUGCUGCUUCGACUGCUGGACCGGCUGCGAUUCAUCGGAUUUUAUUUCUUCUGCUCUUCUAAUCCAUCUGGAUUUACAAACACACCAACUCACCUCCUGCUUCGACAUUUGAAAUUGUUUUUUUUUUUCCUUUUAAAUUUGGACUUUUGUCCGAUUUGUAACUUUUGCUCUGUAGCCAGUCAUUUUGUUUAUCCUUUUUUUUUUUGUUAAACAUUUUCAUCCUUUAGCGUGAAUUCCAGUUUGUGUGUGAGAGCAGUGAGCAGUGUGACAGGGCAGCUGCUUACACUGUUUGAGUUUCACGAUCGAAACUUUUUGAUUUCUUAAAAUUCAUCGUUUUCCUUUUUUGGGGGGAUUUCCUUCUUUUUUCAUAUUUUUUGGACUGUGACAAACAAUAAGUCACAAUGCACAAACUAUACAUUGGGAAUCUUGGCGACAGCGUGACUGCCGAGGACUUGAUCAAAACCUUCGAGGAUCACAAGAUCCCAUACUCCGGACAGUUCCUGAUGAAAAACGGCUAUGCCUUUGUGGACUGUCCAGAUGAUCACUGGGCAAUGAAAGCAAUCGAGACUUUUUCGGGUAAAGUGGAACUUCAUGGGAAACGUAUUGAGGUCGAGCACUCUGUCCCCAAGAAGCAGAGGACCAGAAAACUGCAGAUCAGAAACAUUCCACCUCACCUGCAGUGGGAGGUGCUGGAUGGUCUGUUGGCUCAGUGUGGAACCGUUGAAAACUGUGAACAAGUCAACACAGAGAGCGAGACUGCAGUGGUUAACGUUACAUAUGCAUCCCGGGAACAUGCAAGGCAAGCCAUCCAGAAGCUGAACGGAUACCAGUUGGAGAGCAACGCCCUGCGUGUCUCCUAUAUCCCUGAUGAGACCUCUGACAUGGAGGGGGGUCAACGGGGAACUGAAAAUGGCCGUCGCCCCGGUUACGGGCCCCGUGGCGGACUCCGUGGGGGGUCCCCCAGUUCUGGAAUGCCCCCUAAGCCUCCACACGCUGACAUCCCCCUUAGACUGCUGGUCCCUACGCAGUACGUGGGAGCCAUCAUCGGCAAAGAGGGAGCCACCAUUCGCAACAUCACCAAGCAGACGCAGAGCAAGAUCGAUGUUCACCGCAAGGAGAAUGCAGGUGCUGCUGAGAAGCCAAUCAGCAUCCACUCCACUCCUGAGGGCUGCUCAGCCGCCUGCAGGAUGAUCCUGGAGAUCAUGCAUCAGGAGGCCAAAGACACCAAGACAGCUGACGAGGUUCCUCUCAAGGUUCUGGCCCACAACAACUUUGUUGGCCGCCUCAUUGGGAAGGAGGGACGCAACCUGAAAAAAGUCGAGCAGGACACGGACACCAAGAUAACCAUCUCACCUCUGCAGGACCUGACCCUGUACAACCCAGAGAGAACCAUCACAGUCAAAGGCUCCAUCGAGGCCUGCUGUAAGGCCGAGGUCGAGAUUAUGAAGAAGGUCAGAGAGGCCUAUGAGAAUGACAUUGCAGCGAUGAAUCAACAAACUCACCUGAUCCCUGGACUUAACCUGGGGGCUCUGGGUCUCUUCCCCCCUUCAUCCAAUAUGCCUCCCCCACCGCCUGGAAAUGCAGUUGGAGGAACCCCCUAUGGCUCCUUUGGGGCGCCAGAGCAGGAGACUGUUCAUGUAUACAUCCCAGCACAAGCAGUGGGAGCCAUCAUCGGCAAGAAGGGACAGCACAUCAAACAGCUGAGCCGCUUCGCUGGAGCCUCCAUUAAGAUUGCACCAGCUGAAACACCAGACUCCAAGAUGAGGAUGGUGAUUGUGACCGGACCUCCAGAAGCUCAGUUCAAGGCUCAGGGCAGAAUUUAUGGCAAACUGAAAGAGGAGAAUUUUUUUGGUCCUAAAGAGGAAGUGAAACUGGAAACUCACAUCAAGAUGGCUGCUGCAGCUGCAGGAAGGGUCAUCGGCAAAGGAGGAAAAACGGUGAAUGAGCUUCAGAACCUGACAGCAGCUGAGGUGGUGGUCCCUAGAGAGCAGACACCUGAUGAAAACGACCAGGUCAUUGUCAAGAUUAAUGGACAUUUCUACGCCAGCCAGCUGGCUCAAAGGAAGAUCCGAGACAUCUUGACGCAGGUCAAAAUGUCCCAGAAAGGUGGGAUGGGUAUGGGCCCCGGGCCCCACCCUCAGGGCUUCACUGAGAUGGGGAGCCCCACACAGGGCCUGACUCAGGACCACCAGCCACGCAGGAAGUGAGGGUCCCCUCACAUUGCUGUGGGACUCCCCCGCCCCACACACCUGACGGACACGUGCAGACGGACAGACGAACGGAUACAGAAGAGUAAAACGCGGACCCAGCAAUAGACAGGGAGAUACUAGGAAGGGUGGAAGUACGCCUGAUGGCCAUUGAGAAACAUCCUCAGUGAGAAAAAUCUAAAAUUAAUUCAAUCAAAAGCUGAAAUGAUUGGGAUAAAAAGAAACUUGAAAACAAAGACCCAGUGCCAGGCCAGAAGAGAGACUGAGUGUGGAUGAGAGGAUGAAGAGAAGGAGGGAUGGAGAGGAUGAAUCAGGCGUCGUGGUGUGGCUGCACAGAGCUCCUGGCUCGCUGCAGUUCUCACACUUUGGAUCGAUAGCUUUCAUUGACAGGCAGGCGGUUCUCUCCAUGAAGUGAUGGAGAGCUGGUGCAGUUAAUGAAACCUGUGUGAGUCGCAGCUCCACUGGCCUGUGUGCAGCUGCUCCGACGCUUCAUUCCUCCACACACCUCUCCAAACAUCUGCAGUCAGUCUGAUAUUUUAAGGGCGUUUUUUAACAUAGAGAUAUAUGUAUAGAAAUGUUUUAUUCAGAGCUAUUAUGAUAAGAAUGCAGUGAGGCGGAGCUGGGAGAGAGAGUCUGGAAGCUGCUGCAGCGGGCAAAGGUGGGCCAGCUCUGGGGUCCUGAGGAGGGGGCCGUAGAUGCUAACACUGCUCUUUAAACAGCUCUCUAAAAAGCAGCCGGAGCUGAAUGGAAAAAAAAAUGAAAAUAUGAGGUUGUAAAUAUAUAAUCUUCAAGUUAUUGUUAAAAAUGCUGCGUCCGAACCACGUUUUUUAAGAAAAACGGAGGGGUUUGUCUUUAUGUUUCCCUCUCUCCUGUUUGAGAUGUAGCAUACAGUGCCUACAGCAAGUUGAGAGGGGAGGGGGGUCUUCAGGCGCCCCCUGCUGGUGGGAAGACGCAGCAGGAGACAGUAAGGAGGCGGCAGUCGGAGCUGGUCCUGCAGUUCUAAUGCAGUGGUCGGCUCACAGCCCCCAGCAGCCGUGCUCGCUGGCCGCCACUCGCACCGUCAACGGCAUAUUUUCUAUAUAUUAUAUAUAUAUGAUAUGUGAGUUAGCCCGGCCCCCGCUGAGUGGACUGUAGCUAGUGAGUCAGUUGUGAGGGUUUGCUGCACCUGAAAGUCCGGCAAAGGCAGACAGACAAGGAGCGUCUGAGCCCCUCUGCUUGUUGCAAGGUGACCUCUCUGAAGCAGCCUGGCUCUCCCGUCAGGGUCUCUGUUUCUGCUCUGACGGCACAGGAAGCAAUAAGUCAAGUCUUCCGCAGCUCCCCACCUGGACCUCGGUAGAGGAAGUUUGAGUUGAGCGGAAGCAGCUUCCUGGUUCUCUCUCCCUAACAUGCCACAGGCCUGUGGGCGGAGCCUCCACAUCCUGCCUGUGUAUGAUAAAGAGGGGCAGGAGGAUGGAAGCUUUUACCAAGAUUAGAACAGAUCAGAGAAGAAAUGAAACAGAAAAAACUACCUCAGGGUAAAAUUACCUCAGUAUUCCUAACUUUUUUUCGCUUGCUGGUGUUUUAUAUAAAUAGAAGAAAAAGAGCUAAUAGUCCUGAAUAUUUUUUAUUUUUUUAAGAAAAAAGAUUUUUUUUUAAGUAUUGUCUUGUUGCUUUGGUUAAUUUUUUUCUGUUUUUUUUUUUUUUUUUUUUUUUU